Chara braunii is the source of this 2606-nucleotide messenger RNA. Lineage: Eukaryota; Viridiplantae; Streptophyta; Charophyceae; Charales; Characeae. The record is from the annotation of a GenBank genome assembly.
GUGAUUUGAUGUGUGAUACUGCUGGGCGACCCGUAACUGGGGAGCAGCGGGAUGAGUCGUGAGAGUGGGAGCAGUGGAGCUAGCGGCUCUGCCGGACCGGCUGGUGAUAGCGGUGGCGGUAGGAGUGGUGGUGAUGGCACUCGACCGAGUUCCGAUAACUGGAUGGCGGGGCGCAUGUGUUUCAGACGAGGUGACCCGGAUCACUUCCGGAACUUCUGUGAGGACUAUCAGGACGCUAAGAAGAGGGGUAUACCUUUCAUUCCCCCACCGCAGGUGCGAGGUGGCCGGACUAUGGUGACUGGUCAAGACCGAAGGAGCAUGUCCGCCGAUAGCACAUUUUGGAGGCGUGGGAGUGAUACCGAUGGCCUCAUGCGCGAAUAUUUCCUACAGAAAGCACAGGAGAGGAGGGAGCGCCUGGAGAGGGAAGCGAGGGAGGAAGACGCUUGCAAGGAAGAAGCGCUGCGGAAGGAGGCCGAAGCAAAGCGAUUGGAGGAGCUUGCGGAGAAACGUAGGUACGAGGAUGAACGGGAUGCUAGACUGAUGCGCAUGGUGCGUGAGGAGGUACUCCGUGGGAAAGAAAAGGAGGAGUGCGCACCGAUGGCGAGAAAGAUCGUGAAGACUAUUAAGAUGAAUGAACGUGGUGAGACGCUGGAGGAAAAGGAGCGGUUGAGGCGGCUGAUAGCGACAGUGGAAGCAGAGGACGAGGAAGUCGAGGAUGAUGAAUUGCUCAGAUUGCGCCGAAGAGCUGUUGGGCUUAGCCUGAAUGAUAAAAGGAAGCGUGGCAAGGAGAUUGCAGUGGGCGAUAGCCCCCCGAUGGUUAAAUCCAUGAAGGGGCAGCGUACUGGCCUGUCCUAUGGUGUGAAGUCGCGUAUUAGUGAGAUUUGCGCCGAUAAGGGCGUUGGGGCGGGCUGCUCGAUGGGUAUCCUUGAACCCGUGGGUAAGAUCUCUUUGUCGCUUAAACAUGUGACGGCUGGCACCGGGCCUGGCGAUAAGGAGAAGUAUGAGGCUGAAUGCCGUGAAUUGUUCGAAGCACUAACCGUGGAUGAACUGAAGGACGCGUGUAAGGCUGAGCGUGUUGUGUAUGGGAAGCGUGACAUAGCAAUCAAUCGGUUGGAAAAAAGACGGGUCGUGAAGGCGUACGAUCCCGUUAACGUGCCUCUGCCGGUGUCCCUGAGGGUGGGGCUGCAGCGAUCGUGCAGGGGUGAUGCGGACAAGGACAACGAGGAGGCAUCCGAUAACGGUGGGCGGAUUUGGUCGGAUGGACGGCGCGUGAUACGAAGACUGUGCGGAGAAUCCCGCGUUGCCACGGGAAAACGAACUACACCGCUUAGGAAGUGCAAAGGUUUGCUGGAAACGGAAGGACGGUUGUUGCUGCGUCACAUUGUGGAGGCGUCACCAAGGACGUUGAAGCUGAAACAGGAGCUGAUUGGUAUGUUCAAGAACAAGGCGAAGCGACUGAAGCUUUCGACAAAAUCGAUAGAUGAGCUGGUGUACUACUACGGGGCCGCGAAACUUUUCUGGGAGAAGAGGAGUCGUACCAAGGCGAGUAAGAUGUUGUUCGAUGUUUGUAAGAAGAGGUUUGGUAUGAGCAUUAGAAGGCGGAUCAUGGUGAAGGUCGAGUACGAUGACAGGAUAAGGAAGAGUGAGGUCGUGAGGCUCGUGAGGAGUGGGGUGGGCAGACUGCAGCUAACCCGACCUGUGUCGGAGAUGGUGCGAAGACGCACCCGCGUUGUCUGGACACGUAGCCAGAACGUGGGCGAAAUUAUCCAUAAUCACCGCCGAUAUGCGGCGGAUGGAGUCUUCGGGUGCACAAGCGCCGAUAUGCCCUUCCCUUGUUUGGAUGGGCACGUCCAUUUCCGCAUAGGCGAGCUGGCGAGCUGUCCUAUCAUUGCUCGCAAUGCGACGAAUGUGCCUAGGGAUGGUAGUAAGGGAGUAGUGACAAGGCUGGCGAAGAAAUUGUCGAGUGGUGUGGAGGAUGUAGGUUGGUUGGGUAAAGGGAUUGGCAGGAUCAGUUUCUCGCCGGGAGAGAUUCAACGCUGUGUAACUAGAUCGGAUGGGCAGGAUGUCAGCGAUCUGACCGAGGUGAGACAACUGGCAGUGCAGCUUGAGGGUCUGGUGCGGGCGCCCCUGGAUAGGAACCCAGGCGACACACUGGUUAUGUGUCCAUUCAUUUACGGGAGGGCGAUGAAGACAACCUUUGAGGGUAGUGAUGGCUACGAAAUAUGUGCGAGGAUGGAGGAGGCUAUUUUGAGUGAAUGCUAUGACGAAUUUCGUAGACGAGAUUUUGACCAACUUGGGAAAUGGGAAGCGGAAGGUAGACUUGGUAAUGCUUACGCUAUAUCAAAGCACAAGGAUACGGCGAAGUACAGGCCAAUCUGCCCGACGUUUCGCGAACCUUGUAACGGUGUUUGUAGGAAAGUUGCGCGAGAUGUCAAUGGUAUGCUGUUUGCCUUGCCCGAGAGCGGGCAUUUCAAUUUGAAGUCGAUUUGUGGGUUGCGACCUCGACUGGGAUCCGUUAAUCGGAAGAUGGCUUAGAUAGGCAAGUAUUCACGGGUGUUAGUAGGGUCGUACGAUAUUAAGGAUAUGUUUAGUAAGUUGCCGCACGA